UAACUAUUUGAGAAAACAAAAAACAAAAAAAAAAUAUCUUUUGGAAUUUUGGUUGGAUUCAAACUAGAAUUCCGUUUUUCAAUCAUAUAUUUAUUUAUCCACGUUUCUUGCUAAUUACACAACCUCCAAAGAUCCAAUAAGACCGAAUCAAGUUUACAGUUUUUAUACGCUACCGAUAAAAUCUCCAAAAGUCCAAUCAUUUUCCCCACAAUUUCCUCCUUCUCCCGUUAUAAACUAAAGACUCGAUUUUGUGUUGAUUGUUCGAUUCACGUAAUUAAGGAGAUUUUUGGAUCAAAAGAUGGGUAGGGUUUUUAUGGUUGAUCUGGAAGGGAACAUCUACAUCUGCAAACUCUGUAAGACCCAUCUUUCUACAGACCAAGACAUCAUGUCCAAGUCUUUUCAAUGCAAGAACGGAAGAGCUUAUCUUUUCAACAACGUUGUAAACGUAUCUGUUGGAGAGAAAGAAGACAGAAUGAUGAUAACUGGACUACACAACGUAGUUGACAUUUUCUGUGUUGGUUGUGGAUCAAACGUUGGCUGGAAAUACGAGUUUGCACAUGAAAAGAGCCAGAAGUAUAAGGAAGGAAAAUCUGUUCUUGAAUUGUGAGAUUCCUUUCUUGAUUUUUUUCUUUCAAAUACAAGAUUUCGGGUCCUCAUGAUAGCAACGACUUGGUUAGUGAUGGAGAUGAUGCUUGAUUGAGGCUUUUUCCUUGUCUAGUUAUCUCUCUCUCAGAUUUCUUUUAAAUUUGUACAUUCUUGGGCCUAGAUUUUAAUUCGUUUCAAUAUGCGUAGUGGAAGACCGGUUUAAUAAUUAGGGGUUUUAUUUUCAUUUUUUUAAAAUGAAUAAAUACGCGAUCAUUAACGAAUCCUGUUGCAGAGGCAAGAGCAAAUGCCCCCUUGAUUAUCUUUUUUCUAUGAGAUUAGAUAGUCUUGCAUGCCUCUAUUAGAGGGAAGGAAAUGAUGGGGGUGUCAGUUUAAGACAGAGUUAUGAGCCAACUUCUUUGUGGAGCUCGAUGGUUAGUGACAACAACCUUUCAGAAUUAUAUAUCUAGAUGCAGUUGACAAAUUGUAGGAAAAAGCAAAUUCAGUGAAUUAAGCUGUAGAGCCAAACACGGGUUCAGUCUUACAAAGAAUUGCCUGAGAUUUGCUCUUCUUCUUCAAUCUCUAGAGCAAGUAUUAAAGAAAUUCGUUGAAAGGUUUGCUAUCACAUUGUUAACAAAACCUACGAACCUUGCUUCCUUCUCAGGACCAGGAACAAGAUUUUCUGCU
Messenger RNA from Arabidopsis thaliana (thale cress), 1269 nucleotides. RefSeq names its product Yippee family putative zinc-binding protein. The coding region runs from base 299 to 607 and encodes 102 amino acids. Lineage: Eukaryota; Viridiplantae; Streptophyta; Magnoliopsida; Brassicales; Brassicaceae. The transcript has 5 exons. The record is from RefSeq and is marked reviewed.